Hypanus sabinus (Atlantic stingray) is the source of this 4523-nucleotide messenger RNA. RefSeq names its product DENN domain-containing protein 2D-like. Lineage: Eukaryota; Metazoa; Chordata; Chondrichthyes; Myliobatiformes; Dasyatidae. The transcript is spliced from 12 exons. The coding region runs from base 229 to 1602 and encodes 457 amino acids. Gene Ontology annotation, cellular component: cytosol; nucleoplasm. The record is from RefSeq and is a predicted model, not a curated record.
GCGCCGAGGACCCGCCCAAGCCGGAACCCGGCACCUGAGCGGGGAGGCGGUCAGCAGGUGAGGGCUGGAGUGAGGACAGUAGAGCCCCACCAAUUCUCGGCUGUCUAUCGCUCUCUCUCUCCCUGCAUUCUCCGCUGCGGGCACCCUACUCUCCCCCGGGGUGUCGCUCCCAACCCCGGUGCCCCGACUGAUCCGUGCUGUUUUGGUGUGCAGGGGCGGCGGGACACCAUGAGCCAGCUGAAGUCGGCCUUCCGCAGGAGCGUCAGGCGGCUGACCUGGCAUGCUGGCCACCAGCGGCCCCGGCAUAGCAUCGAAAGGACCGUUUCUGAGAAAGAAUCAAAGCCCGAGAAGGAUUUGUCCCGGUGUUCCAGCCAGUUCUUCUUCGAAUACCUGGUGGUUGUUUCGCUAAAGAAAUCUGGUGAUGUGUAUGAGCCACAGAUCGCUUACCAGUUUCCAAAGAGGGAGAACCUGAUCCGUUCUCAGAAGGAGGAAGAGGAAAGUCUCCUGAGAGCGAUCCCGCUGUUCUGCUUUCCCGAUGGCAACACGUGGGCCCCACUCACCGAGUACGAAAGUGAAACCUUUUCCUUCGUCCUUACAAAUGUGGAUGGAAGCCGGAAGUUUGGAUACUGCCGACGCCUCCUGCCUCGAGGAGGUGAUGCUCGGCUGCCGGAGGUUUUCUGUAUCAUCAGCUGCCUGGGAUGCUUUGGCCUGUUCUCCAAGAUCUUGGAUGAGGUGGAGAAGCGGAGGCAGAUCUGCAUGGCUGUCAUUUACCCCUUCAUGCAAGGGUUACGGGAAGCCACAUUCCCUGCCCCUGGGAAGACUGUUCGUGUGAAGAGCUUCAUCCCGGAGUCAGGGACAGAGAUCAUUGAACUGACGCGGCCAUCGGAUUCUCGCCUCGAACACGUGGACUUUGCGUCACUCUUCAAAUACUUAUCAGAGAAACACAUCAUUGACAUAUUUGCCUCAAUGCUGCUCGAGAGGAGGGUCAUCUUCCUGGCUGAGGAGCUCAGCACCCUGUCACAGUGCAUCCAUGGACUGGCCGCCCUGCUCUACCCAUUCACCUGGCAACACACCUACAUCCCCGUGCUGCCCAGGGUGAUGCUGGACACAGUGUGCUCCCCCACCCCCUUUGUGGUCGGUGUACAGAGGCAGUUCCUCGAAGAGGUUCAGGAGAUGCCCAUCGAAGAGGGUUUAAUGGUUGACCUACAAGCAGGGGCUUUCCUGAUAAAAGUUGGAGAUGAGCAUGAGGUUCUACCCAACAAGCUCUAUAAGGAACUUCUGAACACCUUGCAGAAUGAGAGGCAGAGAUGCCAAUCGAAUGAGGAGUUGAAUGAAUUGGUGAAAAACACCUUUGUGCUUUUUUUUGUUAAAAUUGUUGGCCACUAUUCCGCACACCUCAAGCGAAACAAGGACUGCACCAUCUUCCAGGAGAAAGAUUUCCGGAAAUCCAUUGCGUCCAAGUCCAUACGGAGGUUUCUCAAAGUGUUCAUGGCAACCCAGAUGUUCUCGUUGUUUGUUGAGGACCUUCAGGGCCACCCAUUCUCUGAGGAAGGGUUCUUUGAGCAGAAAAUAAAGGAAUAUAACGAGAACAAAAAAAAGUGAAAUAGAUCAGGUUUCAGACAGAGCAAAUGAUCUCUAGGGACCAUCUGAUGUAAGUCUCUGACCUCUGCCUGUGGCUGAAAGAUGGGCUGCUGCAACACCAAAAGAACAAUGUCUUGCUGUUCAUACAAAUAGGCAGAGCCUCAUUCAGUAGCUUGUGAAUGCUACUGCUUGUAUUUAACUGGAAAUAUUUUCAGGAAGAACUGUGUGGAAAAGAGGAUGCGACCGGGGAAAAACUUAAAACAUCAUGGUUGUUCAUUGAUCUUCUUGUGAUCUUCUUGUGCAAACACUGUAGUCAAUGCCAGAUUGUCUCUGCCUGUUGCUAGCAACAGUCCUGUCACCUCUGGGCUUCGUGUUCUCGAGAGGGUACCAACAUCUGGGCAAGCCCACACUGCCUGGUGUCUGAUCGGGAGCGGAGCAGUGUAUGCUUGAUAUCUUUGUUUUUGUAACAUUGUGCAGCUUCAGCUCAUAGUAACCAUGCUGAUCCAUCUACACUGCUUAUUCUCGCUCCCUUCUCACCCCUUCUUUUCUCCUCACCUGCUAAUCACCUCCCCCUAAUUCCCUCCUCCAUCCCUGUCUCCCAUGGUCCACCUGUCAGAUUCCUUCUUCUUCCUCUCUUUACCUCUUCCACUAUCACCAGCCAGCUUCUGACUUCAUCCACCCUCCCUCACCCUCCCACCUACCCCCUCACCCGGUCUCACCUAUCACCUUCCAGCUUGUACUCCUUCCCCUCCCCCAUCUUCGUAUUCUGGCUUCUGUCCCCUUCCUUUCCAGUCCUGAUGCAGGGUCAACCCAAAAGAUUGACUCUUUAUUCCCCUCUAUUGAUGCUGCCUGACGUGUCAAGUUCCUCCAGCAUUGUGUGUAGGUUGCUCUGGAUUUCCAGCAUCUGCAGAAUUUCUUGUGUUUUUUAUUUUUAACCUCUAUCAUUUCUGUGGUCCCUGUAACAUCUAUCGUCACCUGUUUUGCUCCAAGGAAAGACCAUAACCAUAGCACAUAGGAGUAGAAUUAGGCAGCUCGUCUCAUCAUGGCUGAUUUAUUUCCCCCUCAAUCCAUUCUCCCUCUGGUCCUAGUAUCCCCCACUACAUGAAACACCUUUUUUACAUCCACUCUAUCUAGACAAAAGACACAGCAUCAGUACAGAAGGACAUCCCUUUGGAACAGAGAUGAGGAGGAAUUUCUUUAGCCAGAGGGUGGUGAAACUGUGGAAUUAAUUGCUACAAACAUUUAAAGCACAGGUUGAUAGGUUCUUAAUUAGUAAUGGUUAUGAGGAGAAGGUAAGAGAUAACAAAUCAGCCAUGAUGGAAUGACAGCAGACAAUGGGCCGAAUGGCCUGACUUUGCUCCUUUGUCUUACUGUCUUUCACCACAUCGAUAGUUGGUGAAAUAUUUCUGGGAGAGUUGCCACUUUUUUCUCAGAAUGGUGAUAUGUCCUGGGGUGGGUAAGGGGUGCCAUAUCAGUCCAAAUCUCUCCUGAGUCACCUUUUGCAAGUGAGAAUUGGAAAGCCAAAAUCAGAAUCAGAAUCGGGUUUAAUAUCACUGGCAUAUUGUAACAUUUGUUGUUUUGCAAUACAUAAUAAUUAAAUGAUAAAUUAUAAUAGGUACAGUAUAUAUAUUGUGGCACAUCAGGUGGCAACCAUGCCAUUUCUUUAGCAUUUUUGUCUAUUUCUUACAAGCCAGAGUUGCUAGCUUGAUGCUCAACCCAACACAGAGAGAGCUUGCUGGACUCGAGCCCAGGACCACUCGCCUUUUGAAUCCGAUGCAGAUGCCUCUACACCAUUGGUUGACUAAAUUAAAUAAGUAGGACAUGAAGAAAGGGAAAAUGCUGAGGUAGUGUUCAUGGGUUCAUUGUCCAUUCAGAAAUCUGAUAGCAGACAGGAAGAAGCUUUUUCCUGAGACAUGUCUGCCUUCAGGCUCCUGUAUCUCCUCUUUAAUGGCAGCUAUGAGAAAGGUGUGUCCUAGGUGAUGGGUGUCCUUAAUUAUGGAUGCCACCUUUUUGAGGCAUCACUUUUUAAAAGUGUCCUGGAUGCUCAACCCUGUGGUGGAGGUGGCUGAGUUUACAACUUUCUGAUCCCCAGCAGUGAUACAACCAUGCUCUCCAUGGUACGUCUGUAGAAACUUGUGAGUGCCUUUGGCGACAUACCAAUCCUUCUCACAGUCCUAAUGAAAUACAGCCAGAAGCCUGGCAUAGGAUAAUGGAGACCCUGGGGCUUUGAACCUGUUGAGGCCUUUCAGUGACAUAUCAUCAGUUCCAACAGUGUUGAAAGUUUUCUAUACACUGUAUAUUUUCUAUACAGCGUAUACACUGUGUGGCAAUUUUAUUGGGUACUUCCUUACUGUUUGCCUCUGAGUGUGUGUUUGUAGUCUUCUGCUGCUGCAGCCCAUCAAAUUUAAGGUUUGACAUGUGUGUUCAGAAUUGCUUUUCUGCACGCCGCUGUUGUAACACGUGGUUACUCGAGUUACUGUGGCAUUCCUGUCGAUUUGAACCAAUCUGGCCAUUCUCCUCUGAACUCUCUCAUGAACAAAGUGUUUUCUCCCACAAAACUGCCAGAAGGUCCCAAGUUUUGGGAUACUCAAACUACCCCAUCUGCCACCAGCAAUCAUUCCACGGUCAGUCAUUCAGAUGACAUUUCUUCCCUUUUCUGAUGUUUGUUCCGAACCCAUUGUCCAUAUCCGCGUGCUUUUGUGAAUUAAGUUGCUGCUAUUUGAUUGGCUGAUUAAGAGUUUUGCAUUAAUGAACAAGUGUACAGCUGUAUCUAAUAAAAGUGGCCACUGGGUGUAUAUAGAGAGAGACUAUUGUACAAUCUGCAUUGACUUGUUCUUCAGAUUUUAAUGUGAAAUUUCUAUUAAUUCAUAUUACACUGUUUGUACAUAAUUUGUGAAGAAAUUUUUAGAUGGAGAUUUAAAAUAAAGGCCCGAUUCAAACAC